Manis javanica (Malayan pangolin) is the source of this 1589-nucleotide messenger RNA. RefSeq names its product gamma-glutamylamine cyclotransferase (gene GGACT). The record is from RefSeq and is a predicted model, not a curated record. Gene Ontology annotation, molecular function: gamma-glutamylaminecyclotransferase activity. Gene Ontology annotation, cellular component: cytosol. Lineage: Eukaryota; Metazoa; Chordata; Mammalia; Pholidota; Manidae.
GGGGGCGCCGCCGGAGGCGGCCUCCCGGGGCCGCAGUGCCCGCGUCCGCCGGCGAUUUCCGGGGGCUGCCCGGCCGCUCUCCCGACGGCGCCGCGUCCGCAGCAGGACUGAGAGCUGGGCCUUGGUCCAUGGGCCUCGGGUCAUGCGGCGAGGUGGGAGUACUUCUCCUCGUGUCCCAUUGGGAGGGAUUCUGAGGUCAGGAGCUUCUCAGACUCUCGGGCUUACUAUGGUGCUGGAUGCCAGGGACACACAGUUUUGAAGAGAAAAGCUUCCAGCCUCCCUCGCCCACAUGGCCCACGUGUUCGUGUACGGGACCCUGAAGACAGGCCAGCCCAACCACAAGGUCCUGCGGGACGGCGCCAACGGCCGCGCGGCCUUCCGAGGUCAGGGCCGCACGCUGGAGCCGCACCCCCUGGUGAUUGCUGGGGAGCACAACAUCCCGUGGCUGCUGAACCUGCCGGGGCGUGGGCUCCGUGUGCUCGGGGAGAUCUAUGCCGUGGACGAGCGGAUGCUGCGCUUUCUCGAUGAGUUUGAGGGCUGCCCAGACAUGUACCAGCGCACCCGCGUGCGGAUUGCGGUCCUCGAGUGGGAAGGCGCACGCAGUGCCCCCGAGGGGACGCCGGUCCUCGAGUGGGAAGGCGCACGCAGUGCCCCCGAGGGGACGCCGGUCCUCGAGUGGGAAGGCGCACGCAGUGCCUCCGAGGGGACGCCGGUCCUCGAGUGGGAAGGCGCACACAGUGCCCCCAAGGGGACGCCGGCUGCGGACGGGACCCUGCAGUGCUUCGUGUACAGCACGGCCACCUACUCGCCGGAGUGGGUCCACCUGCCAUACCAUGACAGCUAUGACUCUCAGGGGGAGCACGGGCUUCGCUAUAAUCCCCGGGAAAGCAGAUGAGAAGCGCCAGAGACCAGACAGCCCCAGGGGACCCUAACAUGACCUCAGUCUGGUCCGCACUCGCUGAAUGCCAGUGAAACAAAUACUUGCAAGACUCAAUGUGUGGGGGAAAAAAACUCUUUUUCAGUGGCAGCAGAUUUCCCAAUUCUGACAUACCACUAGCAAGACUAUGCCCUGGGAUCUGUCCACCAGCACUGCUUUAUUGCUUGCUGCUUAAAGAGCACCGUGGGCCUGAGACUUGAACAAGAAAAACCCGGGAUUUUAAUUCCCCUAAAUGACAUGACAUUUCCAGAACUCGUGUAUUAUAUUUCUCUUCCUGUAUUUUUUUUUGCUUUGCUUUUUUUACUUUAAUCUGAAGAUAACAUUUAAAAUGAAUUGAAAAGCUUGGAAUUGCAGCUAGAUUUUAGCAGCCCUACAGUAUUGAGUCUGACCUGGACCACCAAGAAAACAAAUUUUUUUAAAGCUGAUUUUGGGUGUCUCCAUGUAAUAAAAGAACAACAUACUAUAUUUUGGAGUAUAUUUAACAUCAUUCUUCACAAUAUUCAGAUCAAGCUUAUUAAAGCCAACCAUUUAAUAUUAAACUGGUUGUUUUGGGAAAUCAAUAUAAUAAAUAUAAAACUUGGUACUACAGACAGCAGUUAGGUCUGCAAAUAUAAUAAAUAUAAUAAAUAUAAAACAUAAAAAAUAAAAAAUA